AUGAGAUCAGACAUACGGAGAGCUUUGACAGAAGCAUUGGUUCUGACAGCAAAACAUGAAUUUGUGGAAGCAGCAAGAUGCGAGGAGUAUAUGCGAAAGGCAUAUGGGAAAGUAGGGGCUAAAUUGCUCCAACAUAUUAUUAUUGCGCUUGAGAACGGUACAGGGCAUUCAGGUGUGUCUGAUAUGGACGUCGAGCUAGGGGAAAAGAAAAUAACUGUCAUCAGUCACAAAGCAUUACCUAACGUCUCGAGUGCUCUACUCUGGCUCUGUCUUGCUAUAAGGCAGCCGCAGGCAGCAACAUUAUCGAUUUCGACCGCAAAUGUGAAGUAUGAGUGCCAGGGCAAAGCUACUCUGGAGGCACUCACGGAGUUCAAGCCGCACAGCAAUCAAGCGGAUUGUUGGCAAAAUCUAUUUGACUCAGCAAUUAUCGCCGUUGAGCCAUCCACAUCAAAAUCUUCAAUCUAUUGGCUGCAUCUAGAUUUUGAAGACCUGCUGCAGAUUUCUGCUGUAGAAUAUGCAGUAAAUGUUGGAUCUGGUCUUAUUCUCAUGGGAUACUCCUCUGCCUUGAUACCAAUGGGGGCAUGUGACAGCCAAACUAUGACGUGGCAUGUUGAGAUAUGUCCCCACGCCUCGCAAUUUAAGGUUUCAGAAGUUCAGGCCCUAAAAUCGGCUUGGCUAAAAACGCUAGAUAUCGAACAGCUUAAAUUAAAACGCGCGAGAGUUGGAUGGGUCUCUGGAACAGCAGUUCUUCUUGGCACUGAGAAGCUGCCGCCGACAGUCAGGUGGUCUAAGGCGAAACAGAAGCCUGUGAGGUGGAGCUGGAAGGGAGCCAAUCUUCAAGCAGUUGUUAGCUCUACUUCUCCUCUACAACUCGGACUUCAAGGAGCAGUAAGUUUUGAGCGACUCUCAUGCACUGUCCGGCUCAGCCCUUCGGGUAACUAUCUCAGACUCCUCAAUAGCAGUGUCGGAGAAGCCGUCAUAAUAUAUGACACAGAAGAGCGUCGUGCCUGGUUGGUCUCGCUGCUAAGUGUACUUCACCACAUGGUACUAGUCUAUUGCCGAGACAGUUCUGGCUUUCUCAAGUCACGGGAGCUACCAUUUGCAGAACCACAACCUGAUGGUGGACAAGCGUCUUGGACGACCCUGCGAGGAAGUGGAGAUGUCCUCAUCCAGCAGGAAGGAACGGACAAAUUGACCCUUCGUGACCUUGUGAUGGGUUUCUCAAUCAACUUCGCGAAAACAACGGUACAGAGGCCUCGUUUGAGAGAGAUUUACGGCUAUGAAUUUAUGGAUAUCGUUCACAACUCGCCAACAGCGGACCUAAAAACCAUCAACAUUGAGAGAACCGGCCUCUCCUGGAUACCGCUAUUGCAGAGCAUUCCCUGCCUAUUUAGCUCACGUCUUGGAGAUGCAAUUGUUGGAUCGAAAGCCUUGACUGAAAACACGCAUUGCAACAAACUGGUUCCUGGCCAGGAUCUCAUGGCUGCAUCCAUCCACUGCAUUAACAACAUAUCUCAACGCCAGGGUGGCUCUGAUACUGGACCCUAUCGCCUUCUUCCCGGAGGAUACAUAUGGAAGAUAAAAGGACGGCCAUUCCUAGACUGUGAGAGACUUGAUGAAAAGUGCACUUGCUGGGAGAAUAGGUCCUUCCUACAGCAUAUUUCCAAGCAAGGUCAAUUGCUCAACGGGGAAUGUCCGACAGCUGAGGUCUGCACGGAUGGAGCUGUGGUAUUCGGCAAAAUCUCAAAAUCCAUUAUCGGAAGCGUUGUUGAGUCUUUAUGCGGCAGGGUGGAGAACGCAUCGUGCAGUUCUCAACCUGCCAGUUCCUCGAGUUAG
Molecule: messenger RNA, 1836 nt
Organism: Aspergillus costaricaensis CBS 115574
Lineage: Eukaryota; Fungi; Ascomycota; Eurotiomycetes; Eurotiales; Aspergillaceae
Exons: 2
Coding region: 1-1836 (611 amino acids)
Source: RefSeq, a predicted model, not a curated record